Messenger RNA from Kickxella alabastrina, 222 nucleotides. RefSeq lists its product as uncharacterized. The record is from RefSeq and is a predicted model, not a curated record. The annotation marks the transcript as partial. The transcript has a single exon. Lineage: Eukaryota; Fungi; Kickxellomycota; Kickxellomycetes; Kickxellales; Kickxellaceae.
AAGAUAAUAAUGCUUAAGGAGGUGAGCAUAAGUAUUGGCGACGAGAUACGCGACCAAAACCAGUUUUUGACAACUGUGGGCGACGACAUGGAGAGCAUGGGCGGGCGGCUCAAGGCCACGAUGAGGCACUUCAACGACAUGUUGGCGCGGCAAGGGUGCGGGCCAUUUUUCUACCUGACAAUAUUUGCCAUUGCCGUGUUUGUCUUCUUGUACAUGUAUUUG